AUGGCAUCUCUCAACCUCUCGACCAAUGGUCCCUCCAUCAACAAAAGCUACCAAUCCGUUGUCAACGCCACUCUCCCCUCGGGCUCCCCAACUUAUGGUCAAUGGGCUCUCUUCUCCGUGUCCGCCCCGCUAGUCAAUGCCUUUCAACAGGAUGGCGGAAACAAAGAGAGUGUCCUGAAGGUCCAAACUACCGGAGAUGGUGAAUUGGACGAUCUGAUCGAAGAGUUCUCCGAGGGUCGUGUGCAAUUCGCCUACGUCAAGGUCAUUGACCCCAACACCGGUCUGCCCAAGAAUGUAUUGAUCGCAUGGUGCGGUGAGGGUGUCCCCGAGCGGACAAAGGGCUACUUCACCAGUCACUUGGCCAGUGUUUCCAAGUUCCUACAUGUAAGAGACCACAGUGGCAUGCAUUCAUGGCGCAUUCCUUUCAAUGCCAUCGCCAAAAUCAUCAAACUAACCAUAUGCUCUCCGCUCAAAUAG
Penicillium waksmanii is the source of this 477-nucleotide messenger RNA. RefSeq lists its product as uncharacterized. Gene Ontology annotation, cellular component: site of polarized growth; plasma membrane; cortical actin cytoskeleton. Bases 1 to 477 code for a protein of 158 amino acids. Gene Ontology annotation, molecular function: actin filament binding. Lineage: Eukaryota; Fungi; Ascomycota; Eurotiomycetes; Eurotiales; Aspergillaceae. Gene Ontology annotation, biological process: regulation of actin filament polymerization. The transcript is spliced from 2 exons. The record is from RefSeq and is a predicted model, not a curated record.